UUGAACACGCGAUUGAGACAAAGCGCAAACAAAAUUUUAAAAUAAAAAAAUAAUAUUAAUAUUAAAAUAAUUUUAAAAUAAUAGUGGUCGAUGGCAACCUCAAACCUAGCGUUCGGCGCGUCGGUGGCCAUAGUUCUGUUGGUGUGGUUGGGCGCAGGACAUGGCCAGGUGGCCUUCGUGCGGCACCUCUCGGGGCUGCGGAUAAAGGAGCUUCAAGACCUGGCGGUUCGCAUGCAGGACUCCAUCAACCCCGAGAAGUACGCCUGCGAGAGUUACUUCGACUACGUCUGUAGCCGCAAUCGGCCGCUCUUCUCGAUCAUGGGCCACAUGCCCCAGAUGAGCGAGCUCAUCCAGUUGCUGACCGAGCUGCAGAAUGACCCUGCGCAAUUCGAGGCAAAGCAGAAGCUGAUGGACUUCUUCAUCUCCUGCAACUCGCACCACGCUCUGGAAGAUUGCUACCGCGAAACCUUUGAGUACUUCAAGCCACUGUUCGGCUACAUAGUCACCAAGAACCUAAUCGAUGGAGUUUCCCACGAGCUGGACGACUUUCUAGGCGUCCUGGAGCGCUUCGUGGCCAGGAUGCACAAAGACCGAGAGUCGAAUCCAGUCCUCGACAAACUGGCCACGUACAAGCAGAAGUUCAAGACGCCGCGCGUCUACUUCCACGCCGGAGACCUGGACCGCGAGUACCGGGAGCUGCGCAUCUACCGGGAGAGCUACGAGCACAACAUUCGCAACCUGGAGCUGCACCGGAAGCAGAACUCGACCUACGAGCUGGGGGUCCAGCGCACCAUGCUGGAUUGGAGCAUGUACCUCUUCCAGAGCCGCAACAAGCCCAUGUCCUACUACUACGCCACGUUCACCGUGCACUUGUACAUGAUGCACUUCAAUGUCAAGGAGCGACAGCGCGACUUCACGCGGUUCCGGGAAGAAGUGGAGUGUCUGCGGCUGCCGCAGUUCGUCAAUGUGCUGGACGAGGCCAGGAUGCUGGCCGUGAUCUACCUUAAGAGCUUCCGAGCCGCCUGGAUAGACUACAGCGCCUGGAUCAGCACACCGCCACACAACAAGGGAAUAUACGACCAGGAGAACGGCGUCCUCCAGAAAUUCCACCUCGACAACAAGCGCAUCUUCUUCACACUCUACGCUCAGAACUUUUGUGAGUUUGGCAAGGAUCUGGCCGAACACGUCUUCUAUCUGGGCCUCAAGCAAAAUAAAGAUUUCUUCGACAUAUACUCGUGCGGCUUCCAAACGGAGAACAGUAUGAGUUGUGUUUGAGCGAUCGCGGUCCUUUGCAUUCAGAAUUAAAUAAUAAUAUAUAGAUAUCAUA
Molecule: messenger RNA, 1327 nt
Organism: Drosophila rhopaloa
Lineage: Eukaryota; Metazoa; Arthropoda; Insecta; Diptera; Drosophilidae
Exons: 2
Coding region: 91-1275 (394 amino acids)
Source: RefSeq, a predicted model, not a curated record